GAAGACGCCAGCAGGGGUUUGUGACGGUGCGCUUCGUGUUUCCUGUUAGGCCUCAAAUCAAAGCUUCGUGUUUCUGGUAUAUUGAGAAUCCUGACUGCAAGACUGCAACUGCCGUGUCUGCUUCUGCUGCUGCUCUUGAGGUUCCUGCGGUCCUGGUAGUCCUUAGUCGUCCUUGGAUCCUUAGUGGUCGACCCUCUCUCCUCUGCGUUCCGGUCUCGUCAAGAAACACACGUCAUGGAAACGUGGGAGUCAAGUAUGUACCCAUCUGGCGAAAUGUACGGGCUGGAGUCCGACGCGUCAUUUGUAACAACCGAGCAGAGCCAAGUUGUAACAACCGAGCAGGGCCAAGCGACAGCACGUUGUUAGUCACCAUUUGCGUGUGCCUUGUAGCCGGAGUACUCAUCCUUCUGGUCGUUUAUUUCAUCGGUUUCGGCGUUGAUGUGAGCCCGCAAGAGAACGAGGGAGAUGUCUCCUCCGGAGGAGGCAGCGGUGGCGGUGGCGGUGGGGGUGGCGGUGGCAGUGUCUCUUCCGAUCCCGCUGCCGUCGUUGUUGCCGCAGUGCCAGAGUCUAAUCGCUCUGCUCCCAUUAUACCGACAGACCAACCGGAAGCCCAGAGGCCCAGCGCAAUUCCAGCCGCCGGCCCCGUGACCCAGCCCACACCCCUUCCUACCAAAGGCUUUCAGGCCCCAAGCCCCGUGCCUCAGCCAGUGCCCGCUCCUACGCAUCACUCUCGAGCCCCAGCUCCCUUGACCCAACCCACGCCCCCUCCUCCUCAAAGCACUCGAGCCCCAGCUCCAGUGACCCAACCGACGCCCCCUCCUCCUCAAAGCACUCGAGCCCCAGCUCCAGUGACCCAACCGACGCCCCCUCCUCUUCAAAGCACUCGAGCCCCAGCUCCAACGGCGAAACCCACGCCUCCUCGUCCUCAAAGCACUCGAGCCCCAGCUCCAUCGGCCCAGCCUACGCCACCUCCCACCCCGGCACCUAGUUCUGGCACCACGACCACACCUCCUCCUCUCAUGUGCUCGGUGUCUGAGACGGCAACGCUGGACAUACAGUACCCGGACGACAGCCUGUGUGACAUCCUAAUGUACACACACGUUCUCGCCGUAGACAACCAGGUUACGGCGGUCGACGACAUGGCAAGCUACGACAUGUUCACCUCGUUGUGCCUCUCACGAUAUUCGAAGGGGAAGACCACCUGUGGCAUUUCGUUCGACUCACGCUUCAUCACGCCGGCGACGUGGACGACCGAGCUAUGGAGGGAUCUUGUCACCAUACGGAGGUCGAACGUCAUACAUUAUGGCAUCCUCAAUAUGUACGACAAGCCCUUCACGGUCCACGGCUAUGCUUCCAACGCGGAUGAAUUUCUCAAGAAACUAGGCAAGUUUACGGCGAGAACAAAGACAAGAAUUAUUUUGGGAGUAGGCUUCUUUGACUACCACGACGACAAGUCCUGGUCGACAAUAGAGCUAGUGGUGCAAGCGGCGAAUCCGAGCGACAUCUUGGUCGUCAUCACCUGUGUCUUGACCGUGCCCAGCUCGAAGGACUGCAUCGCCAUGCCACCUACGGCCUUGAAGAGCACCAGCAAAUAUCCGCCCACAUUCGAAAAAGCUUUGCCGCUGGCCACCAACAAAUUCCAGGUUUCGAGCAAGGUUCUUGUGGCGUUCUCGUUCCAAAUGGCCACCGUCAUCUACAACAUGACGGAAAAAUACACGAAAGCGACCGAUGCCCUCUACAAGAAGUGCAACAGCUUUAUCCUCGGGGACCAAUCGCAAACGUGUGAAAGUCCCGAAACCACGCCGGCCAAUGAACUCGCAUCGAUCGGAAUCAACAGUGCUCAAAAAAGAAUGCUGUUUUACUCAUACGACACUGAGCAGACGAUGAAGAGGAAGGCCGAGUACGUCAUGACGGCGAAGAACAGGCGGGCCAAUUUCACGUGGUUCCUGUUCAACGUGCACCUGACGGACAUCUCGAAGAAGUGCUACACCGACGGACCGUUCACGCGCCUCAAGGGAUUCAGAAAGUUUUACGAUACUAUCAGCAAGCGACCCCCAGUGUGAUACGCAGCGCUCCCCAUCGUCGGCCUCCGAACGCUCACAAGAGCGCCGUGUGCUCUUGGGCUCGUGUGCUCCACCCGGUGUGCUUUGUGGGGUGCGCCCGGUUCUGGGCAGUAAUUUACUAGCAGAAUUUAGCAAUAUCGCGUGAAUGUUUUGUGUUCUUCCAAGAACACCAGGUGUUGCAUUAUGGCGGUGUUGUUUUUUUGCGCACAGUUGUCCUCCGUCAUCUGGUGCAUGUAGGUCCUGUCCCUAAACAUUUUUGUUCAUUGAUUAAAAGACUGACAAAGAGCAGUUACCGGCAUGGUUCAAGCUACAAA
This is a messenger RNA of Dermacentor albipictus, 2377 nucleotides long. NCBI's taxonomy places the organism in Eukaryota, Metazoa, Arthropoda, Arachnida, Ixodida, Ixodidae. The record is from RefSeq and is a predicted model, not a curated record.